Drosophila erecta is the source of this 1189-nucleotide messenger RNA. RefSeq names its product glycerol-3-phosphate dehydrogenase [NAD(+)], cytoplasmic (gene Gpdh2). Gene Ontology annotation, molecular function: glycerol-3-phosphate dehydrogenase [NAD(P)+] activity; NAD binding; protein homodimerization activity. The record is from RefSeq and is a predicted model, not a curated record. The transcript has 7 exons. NCBI's taxonomy places the organism in Eukaryota, Metazoa, Arthropoda, Insecta, Diptera, Drosophilidae. Gene Ontology annotation, biological process: glycerol-3-phosphate catabolic process; carbohydrate metabolic process. Gene Ontology annotation, cellular component: cytosol; glycerol-3-phosphate dehydrogenase (FAD) complex. Bases 61 to 1137 code for a protein of 358 amino acids.
AGCAAACAGACGAACACGAAACAUUUGAUUGAAAUUCAUACAUCAUUUGGCAAUCCCAAGAUGGACAAGAUAAUGAUUUGCAUCAUUGGAUCCGGAAACUGGGCAACGACUAUAGCCCGUAAUGUGGGCAGGAACGUGAUGAACUCGCAGACACUGGACGAAAAGGUGCCCAUGUAUGUUUAUGAGGAAAUUGUUGAGGGUCGCAAGCUCACGGAAAUCAUCAACACCACCCACAUAAAUUCCAAGUACAUGCCGAACUUUGAACUGCCGCCAAAUAUUGUGGCCGUGGAUGAUAUUGUGACCACGGCAAGAGAUGCUGACAUCAUUAUAUUCGCCAUUCCGCCGACCUUCGUGAGCAGCUGCUGCAAGACCCUGCUCGGAAAAGUGAAGCCCACGGCCCAUGCGGUUUCCCUGAUCAAAGGAUUCGAGCGCGGCGACGAUGGCCAGUUCGUCCUGAUUUCCCAGAUAAUUAUGCGGCAGCUAAAGAUUCCAUGCUCCGUCCUGGUGGGCUGCAACCUGGCCCAUGAGCUGGCCCACGAUCACUUUGCCGAGGGCACAGUGGGCUGUCGGGACCAGAAGUAUUAUAGGGUGCUCCACGACAUAUUCAGGUCGCCCACAUUCCGGGUGGUGGUCACCGAGGAUGCGGACUGUGUGGAGAUCUGUUCCACUCUAAGGAAUAUCAUUGCCUUUGCGGCUGGCUGCUCGGAUGGAAUGGAGCUGAAUGAGAACACCAAGGGAGGAAUCAUUAGGAGAGGAUUUCUGGAGAUGCUGCAGUUCGUCGAUGUUUUCUAUCCCGGCUGCCGCAUGGGAACCUUUUUUGAGUCCUGCGGAAUAUCCGAUUUGGUUACUAGUUGUUAUGCAAACCGCAAUCGCAAGUUGGCCGAGGCCUUUGUAAAGACGGGCAAGCCCCUGAGCGAACUGGAGCACAUUCUCAUACCAGGACACGAGCCACUGGGUCCGGUGACCGCAGAGCUGGUGCAUCAUAUGCUCAAGAAGAAGGGCCUGGAGGACAAAUUCCCCCUCUUCACUACUGUGUACAGGAUCUGCACUGGGGACUAUCCACUGCAGCGGCUGGUCGAAACCCUGAUCAAGGCGCGCGAGGAUAUAUUCCACCCACUGCACACUUUCCAAUUGUGAGGCGGACCCGUCGUUUGAGGUGUAAUAAGUAUUAAAUAAAACCAUACAGCAU